AAAAAAAUUAUUAUUUUUUUAUAAAAAUAUCUUUCUGAAUGCAGAGAGAAAUGGAAGGGGGAGAGAGUUGUCAUCCUUUGUUGAGAGGAGGUAACAGAAGAGAGAAAGGUUAUAAUCAUGGGUUAUCUUCAAGUCAGAUUCAAGUAUUGGCUGCCAUAUGUGAGACCCUUUUUCCUUCACUGCCAUUGGACACCACCCUAAACAAGGGUACCCCAGAAGACCAAGCCUUUUCAGCUUUCUACACAGCCUCAGCUUCUCAGGUCCCAUUUCCUGAUGAGGCUGCAGAGCUCUUGUUCAAGAGGGCUGUGCCAGAAGCAUUGUCUUUGGUGAAUUGGGUUCUGAAGAUUCUGUCUUUCAGAAUGGGGACAUUAUUGCUUUGUGGAAGUAUUUGCUUGAACAAGAAGUGGCCUUUCAUUCACAAGUUCUCUGAGAUUUCCUUGGAGAAGAGAGAAGAAGUUCUCAAGAAAUGGUCGAGGGAAAAGAAUUGGGUGCCUCUGCGAGUAGUGUUUGUGCUGAUCAAACUUGUGUGCUUCUAUAAUUUCUUCUCAAGGACUGAUGUAAAUGGGCAUAAUCCUGCAUGGAAAGCAAUGGGGUACAAAGUGGACACAAGGGAAAAGUUAAAACGAAAGGAGAGGCCUCUUGAAGAGGGAUUAAUAGAGACUAUGUACGAAACUGAUUCUACUUUUGUCCAAUCCCUCACUGAGAAAGGCCUUGAAGUCACUGAAGAUGUAAAGCAGAACAUGUACAAGGUCAAAUGUGAUGUUGUCAUUGUCGGUUCUGGUUGUGGUGGAGGAGUUGCAGCUGCAGUACUUGCAAACUCUGGUCAGAAAGUAAUAGUACUAGAGAAAGGAGAAUAUUUUGUUGCCAAUGAUUAUUCUUCCCUUGAAGGUCCAUCCAUGACUGCGCAAUAUGAAUCAGGUGGACUUAUGCCAAGUCUUGAUGGUAAGAUGAUGAUCUUGGCUGGCUCAACAGUGGGUGGAGGCUCUGCUAUAAACUGGUCUGCAUGCAUCAGAACACCUGAUCCUGUUCUGAGGGAAUGGUCUAAAAAAUAUAAAAUCCCAUUUUUUGGAAGCUCUAAUUAUCAAUCAGCCAUGGACUCAGUGUGCAGAAGGAUUGGUGUGACAGAGAAAUGCAAAAAGGAAAGCUUUCAAAAUCAAAUUCUUAGACAAGGAUGCGAGAAAACUGGUUUAAAAGUUGAGUCAGUUGCAAUAAAUUCUUCAGCAGAUCACUAUUGUGGUUCAUGCUGUUAUGGUUGUAGAACAGGAGAUAAAAAGGGCACUGACACCACUUGGUUGGUUGAUGCUGUUGGAAAUGGUGCAGUGAUCCUCACUGGAUGUAAAGCUGAGAAAUUCAUACUGGAAGAUGGAAAGGAUGGAAUAAAGACAAAGAAAUGUUCAGGAGUGAUUGCUGCAGCAAGUUGGAGAAGCAAGGUGACAAAGAAACUCCAAAUUGUAUCCAAGGUAACUAUUUCAGCAUGUGGCUCUCUCUCCACGCCUCCUCUAAUGAUUUCUAGUGGACUGCAAAAUCCAAACAUUGGAAGGAACCUCCAUCUCCACCCUGUUCAAUUUGCUUGGGGGUACUUCCCAGAAGACAUGAUAAACUUUAGUGGUAAUAACUAUGAGGGGGGAAUCAUUACCUCAAUCCACAAGGUAUUAGCAGAGGAUUCUAGCCCACGAGUCAUUGUAGAAGCACCUGCUCUAGGACCUGCAUCAUUUUCAGCAUUGAUUCCCUGGAUUUCAGGGCGUGAUGUGAAAGAUAGGAUGGUGAAGUAUGCAAGAACUGCUAACCUUUUUGCAUUGGUAAGAGACCAGGGAUCAGGAGAAGUAAGGGCUGAAGGAAGAGUUUCUUAUAGACUUGACCAAUUGGACAAAGAAAAUCUACGAAUUGGAUUGAGGAAGGCCUUGAGGAUUUUGGUUGCAGCAGGAGCUGUGGAAGUGGGGACUUACAGGAGUGAUGGCCAAAGAAUCAAAUGUAAAGGGAUAGAGGAGGAAGAUUUAGAGGAGUUUCUAGACACUGCCACAAUAGUUGGGGGUCCAAGGUCUAGGAAUGAACUCUGGACCAUAUUUACUUCUGCACAUCAGAUGACAAGUUGUAGAAUGGGUGCCACUGAAGAAGAAGGUGCACUUGAUGAGAAUGCAGAGAGUUGGGAAGCAAAAGGUUUGUAUGUGUGUGAUGGAAGCGUUUUACCCACUGCAGUUGGUGUCAACCCCAUGGUUACCAUCCAAUCUACAGCAUACUGUAUUGCCAGUAAGAUUGCAGAAUCACUGAAGAAAGCAGAGAAGAGCUUGACUAAUUAAGUUGUAUUGUUUCAAUGUAAUAAUUUCAUCGAAAAUGUUUAUGUACUUUUAUCUCUUUCGUAUCAUUUAAAUUCAAGCAUUUUAUCCUCGUAUUAUUAGUGGAAACAAAAUGAACUUCAUGUAAUCG
This is a messenger RNA of Gastrolobium bilobum, 2424 nucleotides long. RefSeq names its product long-chain-alcohol oxidase FAO2. Lineage: Eukaryota; Viridiplantae; Streptophyta; Magnoliopsida; Fabales; Fabaceae. The record is from RefSeq and is a predicted model, not a curated record. Gene Ontology annotation, molecular function: flavin adenine dinucleotide binding; long-chain-alcohol oxidase activity. The transcript is spliced from 3 exons. Bases 39 to 2297 code for a protein of 752 amino acids.